AUGUCGAACUGGGGCUUCUUCGGCGACUACGGGAGCUGGUUCACCGCCCCCAGCAACCAAGUCACCACAACAAACGGGGGGACGCCAAAUGUAGGGACGAAUGUACCGGCGAACAUGCCGCCGAACAUGCCACCGAACAUGCCACCGAACAUGCCACCGAACAUGCCACCGAACAUGCCGCCGAACAUGCCACCGAACAUGCCGCCGAACAUGCCGCCGAACCUCGCGGAAGCCACAGCGAACAGACCCCCUGCGCAGGCAUUUUUCGAGGAUAGCUUAGACCCCCGGAUUAGGGACGGAACAAGGAGUAGUGCGAGCAGCGGAGAGAACUCUCAUGAUAAAAAUCGCCAUAAAUACAAAUUCAAGCACAACAAACAGUACAGGUCAGAUGAAAGAGAGUGGAGUGGAGUGAUUGAUGAUGGAGGUAGACAUCGCAGCAGUAGUAGUGGGAGAAGAGGGCCCGGAAGUGAUCACAGCAGCAGGGGUGGCAGAGAAAAAUACACGGAUAUGAAGGGAAAUAGGCAGGAGGAAAUGAGUAGAGGUAACAGUUGGAGAGAGUCUGGGUUAAGCGGCCAUCCGAGGGGCGCCUCCCCGAUGGGAGGUCAUCCGAGGGGCGCCUCUCCGAUGGGAUCUCAUCCGACUGGUCCCCCCCCAAGGGUCGCUUCCCCGAUGGGAGGUCAUCCGACUGGUCCCCCCCCAAGGGUCGCUUCCCCGAUGGGAGGUCAUCCGAGUGGAAGCGGCGAACAUAGCAGCGGAUUCUUUAGCAACCUCGGAUUGGGCAAUCUCUUCUCCAACAUUGAAAGUGCACCAAUUUGCAACGAAUACAAGACAGGUUAUUUCUUAGACGAGGAAGCAAAGAAGAUCCUCGGGAAGGAUGGAGAUUCUGCCAAUAAAUCCUCUUCCAAAAGGGGAAGCAAAUUUGGAGUAGGCUUGGAUGGCACAGGGAUGUUUAGCAGCGCUCCUACUGGUGCAGCCACGGAUGCAAGUGGUGCCCCGGAGGGAACACCCGUAUGUGUGGAUACAACAUAUUAUGACAUUCUAAAUGUUAAACCCACUGCCACGUCAAGUGAGAUUAAAUCGAGUUACUACAAAUUAGCCCUGAAGUGGCAUCCAGAUAAAAAUUCUGAUGAUCCUGAAGCCAAGUUGAAGUUUCAAAAAAUUAACGAAGCAUACCAGGUGUUAAGUGACUCAGAAAGGAGAGCAGAUUAUAACAGACAUGGACUGAAUGCAACGAAGGGUAUGGUUCUUAUCGAUCCAGCUCUGUUAUUUAUGAUGCUAUACAGCUCAGAUGAGUUGUCCGAUUAUAUAGGUACCUUACGUGUGGCAUUUUUUAUCAAAUUAGCAUUCGAGAGUAACAGCUCUAUUGAAGAUAUUAAUAUGCAGAGAGGGAAGAUGUUCUCCGAAAUGGAAGUAGAGCAAUCCAAGAGGGAAGUCGAGUUGGCUCUCCUUCUAAGAGAGAGGUUACAACCAUAUGUCGAUGGGGAUGUAAAAUGGGCAGAGAGAAUGGAAAAAGAGAUCACCGAUUUGCUGGACUCCUCAUUUUCAAGCUCCAUUUUAGAAUCCAUUGGAUGGACUUAUCGUAAUAGUGCUUCUUCGUUCAUUGCUGAAGUGACGACUCUGUGGGGUAUUGGAGCUGCUGUCCCGAAUAUACAGGCUCAUACACGAUCAGUUCAGAACAACUUUGGGCUAGCAACAUCCAUCAUUAGUACCUUCUUCACGAUGCAGAGGAUGGCUUCUUUGAACGAAAGGUAUGGCAACUCGGACGGCGUCGAGUGGAGAGGGGACACCAAGAUCACCGCAGAGGGGAAAGACAGCCUUGGGGAGAGUAACACUCAGAAGGAGGGUCCAGACGGGGGUGGAAGGGGGAACUUGAGUGACAACUACGGUGGAGGGUAUCCCAGUGGGGCCUAUCCGAGUGGAGCCAAUCCGAGUGCAGGCAAUUCCAGUGCAGGCCCUCCCAGUGCAGGCCAUCCCAGUGCAGGCCAUCCCAGUGGUGGCAAUCCCAGUCCAGGCUAUCCCAAUGCAGGCUAUCCCAAUGCAGGUUAUCCCAGUGCAGGCUAUCCCAGUCCAGGCUAUCCCAGUGCAGGCCAUCCCAGUCCAGGCUAUCCCAGUGCAGGCCAUCCCAGUCCAGGCUAUCCCAGUGCAGGCUAUCCCAGUGCAGGCUAUCCCAGUGCAGGCUAUUCCAGUAGGAGCCAUUCCAGUGGGAGCCAUUCCAGUGGGAGCCAUUCCAGCGGUAACUCCAAUCGGGGAAAGUUCAGCCAUAAAGUUGGCGACAAGUUUAGCAAUCUGUUUGGAGAGAAGCGGAAGGAAAAGAGAAGACACAAGAAUAGGCACAAGGAGGGGGCGAUCUCUUCAGGAGUGCCGGGUGUUGGCGGCGUUGGUGGUGCUCGCGGCUUUGGUGGCGCUCACGCCUUUGGCGGGGCUGCUGAAGCGGCGGGGCCAGCGCAUCCCCGGAGCAGCAGCAGGGAGGCGAUGCGCUGCGGCAUUCCUCAACCGCAGCAGACGCAUGAUAAUAACCCCUGGCGACCAAUGCCAGAUCGAAACAGACAAAUGGAUCGCCAAGCCAGCCUCGAGAAGAAGAGCAAGGAAGCGUUCGGCAUCAUUAUAAGAAACGUGCUGAAGGUGGUCCUGUGGGAUAUAGAGUGCACCGUGAGGAAGGUGGCGGAAAAGGUCCUGCGCGAUGAAGGGGUAUCAAUCAAAAUAAGGUUGCAAAGAGCCAAGGCGUUAAAAAUAUUGGGGAAGAUCAUGCUGAGGGUAUCCAAGACAAAGAAAGAUAUGAGCGACUCAAACGAAUUCGACGUGAACAAGCUUUUCGAGUCAAUCAUUUUGAAGGCCGUGGAGAAGGCGGCGGCGGAGGAGGCCGCGUCGAGAGGCGAGCACGAGAGCGUCUUUAAGCGGGAGGCCCCUUAG
Molecule: messenger RNA, 2910 nt
Organism: Plasmodium inui San Antonio 1
Lineage: Eukaryota; Apicomplexa; Aconoidasida; Haemosporida; Plasmodiidae
Exons: 1
Coding region: 1-2910 (969 amino acids)
Source: RefSeq, a predicted model, not a curated record